Molecule: messenger RNA, 681 nt
Organism: Prunus armeniaca (apricot)
Lineage: Eukaryota; Viridiplantae; Streptophyta; Magnoliopsida; Rosales; Rosaceae
Source: the annotation of a GenBank genome assembly
AUGCAAACAAGCAGCCAUAAGGGUCCCGAAGACAAGGUACCCAUGCCUAGCGCUUUUCAAGAACCUAUGACAGCACCUAGGCAUAUGCAAGAUGGCUCAACUGCGGUAGCCGAGCAGAUGGAAACAAUUAAUUUGAGUGAUGACCCCUAUGUCCAAAGACCCAUCUCCAUAUGCGUUCACUUGACAAGCGAAGAAAGGGGAGCUUUGAUAUCUCUGUUAAAGGAAUUCCGAGAUGUGUUCGCUUGGAGCUACGAGGAAAUGCUUGGCCUAAAUCCAAACUUACUUGGUACAAAACCUGUUGUGCAACCAAGAAGGAAUUUUCAUCCUGAAAUCGAAAUGCAAAUCAAAGUGGAAAUUGAAAAGCUAUUAGCUGCUGGAUUCAUCAAGCCAAUCAAGCACCCAACCUGGCUAGCAAAUAUUGUUCCCGUGAAAAAGAAGACCGUAGUGAUUAGAGUAUGUACAGACUAUCAAGAUCUCAACCGAGCUUGCCCAAAGGAUGAGUUCCCACUGCCCAAUAUGGAUAUCUUGAUCGACUCAACCUCGAGGCCAGGCUUCCUGUCAUUCAUGGAUGGAUUUAGUGGCUAUAACCAGAUAAAGAUGUCACCUAAAGAUGCAGAGAAGACAGCCCUUUCGAACACCAUACGGGAAUUUCUAUUACACAGUCAUGCCAUUCGGUCUUAA